UUCCGCAGAGUCUAUCUGCUCCUGUGAUUUUUUUUAGAACUACAUGUAUGAUAGUUAUUUUACUCAGUUACAGGGUGGCGCUUGUUCGGCGAAGGCGAGGCGCUUAUUCGAGUAAAUACGGUAAGAAAUUUUUUUUUCUGUGCCUAUGAGAAUUGCAUUUCUUCACAUAGAUAACAAUAAUUUGUUGAUGAUAAGUAAACCUAUAAUAGCAACUGAUAUCAAUUUAUUUUAAAUUUUUAAUUAUUAUUCCCUUGAAUUCGACGUUGUUGGCCAUCUAUCCUAUCGCCCGUGUUUCCGAGGCUUGAAAAUUGUUAGCCGAGAAACCCUGGGUCGAGAUACGGGAGCCAAUCAGAAAUUGCAAAAGAUCUAUUCUUCGUUUGAAAACUUCGCGGGAUCAGAACAGAAAUCGGUCUUCUUCGUCGUUGUAAAUAGGUGUAUUCUCACAGUUUGUAGGAUGUCUGAUGCAAUAUCUGUUAGCAUCAGGUUGCGGCCUCCGAUUAAAAGGGAGUCUGGGUUUCGGAAUGAUUGGCGGGUGAAUGGCAAUACGAUCUCACAGAUUUCCAAGUCCUCUGUUGUGUAUGCAUUUGAUCAAGUGUUUGAUCAGAUCACAAGUACUGAAGAUGUGUAUGGAUCAUUCGCCAAGCCGGUCAUUCUCUCUGUCAUGGAGGGAUUUAAUGGUACAAUAUUUGCAUAUGGCCAGACAGCAUCUGGUAAAACACAUACCAUGAUGGGAGAUGAUUCAUGCCCUGGAAUCAUACCACAAGCUAUUGAUGAAAUAUUUACUUAUAUUGACCAGCAUCCAAACAGAGAAUUCUGUCUUGUUGUGUCAUACAUGGAGAUUUACAAUGAGGUGAUAACAGAUCUAUUAUCAACAAACAAAAAGAAUCUCAAAAUUGGAGAGGAUGUCAAGGGCAAAGUUUGGGUAAAAGACCUAACCGCCACACCCAUCAACAGCUCUGAGCAAGUGAUGGAUCUCAUGGCCCAGGGUGAAAAACAUAGACACUUUGGCCAGACUCUUAUGAAUGAACGAUCUUCUCGCUCACACACAAUUUUCCAAAUGCAAAUUGAGUCACGUGAUACGAACGAGGAGGAUGAUGGCGCUGUGCGGGCCGCGCUCCUGAACCUUGUGGAUCUAGCUGGAUCCGAGCGAGUGUCUUCCACCGGAGCAGAAGGGGUCAGGUUCAAAGAGGGAUGUAAUAUAAACAGCAGUCUUAUGGCGCUUGGCACCGUCAUCAGCAACUUGAGUGAAGGCGAGAGUUUCAUCCCAUUUCGAAACUCCAAGCUCACACGCAUCCUGCAGAACUCGUUAGGUGGCAACGCCAAGACAGGCAUCAUCUGUACAAUAACCCCAGCCGCAAUCGACGAGACAGCAAGCACACUGAAUUUUGCCAGCAGAGCCAAGAAGAUCAAGAACAAACCAGAGAUCAACGAGGUUUUAGAUGACGCGUCGAUAAUAAAGAGAUACAAGCGUCAGAUCAAAGAACUUGAGGAGCAGCUGAAUUCAAAUACCAAGAUCGAGGAGCUAAAAAAUGAGAACGAAAUGAUGGCACAAGCUCUAGAAGAGCAAACAAGGAUGCGGCGCAAUCAAGAAGAAAAGCUUCAAAAGCUCACAACCUUUUUCUGCACUUCUGGAGGUCUACCAAAAAGGAACUUUGCAAAGAGGGCCAAGAGGCGCGAAACAUGGUGCCCCGGUGCUGGGCUUCUGCCUUUGCCCCUCCUUGCUCGGACACCUGGAACAAAACCCUGUGACCUUUCAGUUCCCAAUAUAUUAGAGGAGCAAGAAAGGCUUGUCAGCGAGGAGGUCCCGCCACCUGCCGCAGGAACUGCGCAUGACAUAUCACUAAGUUCUAGCUACAACGCCAAAGAGGUUCAGUGUGACCUUCAAUCAGAGAUUAUUUUUCAGGAGGUCCAACAACUUAGGAAGACUCUUCAGGCAAAAAUUGAUGACUUAGAGCACAUGACUUUUCUUUACUACGAACGUGAAGUUAAUGUAGAAGAUGCACAUAACCGCUUACGCGAAAACACUGAGAUACAACAACAGCUUCGUGACAAGAACCAAGAACACAAGCAGCGCAUAGAGGAGCUCACAUUCGAACUUGACCUUGCAAGCGCAGAGAUCGACCGAUUACAGGAUAACGCACCAAGUAGCGACGACGCCUUAGAUAUACAAAAUAUAAAAGAAGAAAAUGAAAAACUGAAUGAUACCAUCCGUAAAUUACAAGACGAGCUGAAUACUUCAAGAUCGAGCUUAGAGCAAAACAAGAAAACAUGUGAGGCGAAAAUGGAAGAAGUGACUAACAACUUACGUCAAAGUACAGAGGAACAGCACCAACUUAGCCACAAAGUACAAAGACAGCAGCAACGCAUAGAGGAGCUAACAUGUGAACUGGACCUAGCCAGAGGGGAACUUGAAAAGAACUCUAUGGAAGAGGUGACAGAUAGAUUACCUCAGAGCACCGAGAUACAUCAACUCCUCGAUAAGAACCAAGAACAACAGCAGCGCAUGGAGGAGCUCGCAUGCGAACUGGAGCUUGCAAAAGGAGUGCUCGAGAAAAACCAAGAACAACAGCAGCUCAUAGAGGAGCUGACAUGCGAACUGGAGCUAGCAAAAGGAGAACUCGAGAAAAAACAAGAACAACAGCAGUGCAUAGAGGAGCUGACAUGCGAACUGGAGCUUACAAAAGGAGAACUCGAGAAGAACCAAGAACAACAGCAGCGCAUAAAGGAGUUGACAUGCGAACUUGAGCUUGCAAAAGUAGAACUCGAGAGGAACAAAGAACAGCAACAGCGCAUAGAGGAGUUGACAUGCGAACUGGAGCUUGCAAAAGGAGAACUCGAGAAGAACCAAGAACAACAGCAGCGCAUAAAGGAGUUGACAUGCGAACUGGAGCUUGCAAAAGUAGAACUCGAGAGGAACCAAGAACAGCAGCAGCGCAUAAAGGAGUUGACAUGCGAACUGGAGCUUGCAAAAGUAGAACUCGAGAGGAACAAAGAACAGCAACAGCGCAUAGAGGAGUUGACCUGCGAACUGGAGCUUGCAAAAGGAGAACUCGAGAAGAACCAAGAACAACAGCAGCGCAUAAAGGAGUUGACAUGCGAACUGGAGCUUGCAAAAGUAGAACUCGAGAGGAACAAAGAACAGCAACAGCGCAUAGAGGAGUUGACAUGCGAACUGGAGCUUGCAAAAGGAGAACUCGAGAAGCAAGGGGCUGACACACCCGAACUAGAAGUGGAAAAGGGGAUAAAUAGAAUACGUGAGAGCACCGAGAUACAUCAACAACUCCGUGAGAAGAACCAAGAACAACAGCAGCGCAUAGAGGAGCUGACAUGCGAACUGGAGCUUGCCUACCAAGAGAUAAAGAACACAGAGGAGCGAAAAAAUUAUGAAAACAGUGAACAUGUCCUCGUUGUGAAGGCAGACCUCGAAAGAGCAAGGGAUAACUAUGUGAAACUGGCGAAUGACCGUGAGGAAGAAAACAAUCGAUUAAACGAAACCAUCCGUGCUUUACAAGAUGAGCUUAAGUCAUCAAUAGCAAGCCUUGAGGAGGCAAAGAAGGCCUAUUUAACCGAUAUCGAAGACACCAGAAACCUUUUCACAGAAAAGAUGCAAGCGCAAGAAGAGCUUGUGGUGAAACUUUCACGGGAACUGGAGAAGGCGUACCUAGAGAUCCGAGAAGGGACGAGUAGUAUUGAUGAAGAGGAGGUGAGAAGAAGCUUAGAUGAAAGCACCGAAAUACAUCAACAUCUCCGUGAGAAGAACCAAGAACAACAGCAGCGCAUAGAAGAGCUCACAUGCGAACUGGAGCUUGCAAAAGGAGAACUCGAGAAGAACCAAGAACAACAGCAGCGCAUAGAGGAGUUGACAUGCAAAUUGGAGCUUGCAAAAGGAGAACUCGAGAGGAACCAAGAACAGCAGCAGCGCAUAGGAGAGCUCACAUGCGAACUGGAGCUUGCAAAAGUAAAACUAGAGAGGAACCAAGAACAACAGCAGCGCAUAGGAGAGCUCACAUGCGAACUGGAGCUUGCAAAAGGAGAACUCGAGAAGAACCAAGAACAACAGCAGCGCAUAAAGGAGUUGACAUGCGAACUGGAGCUUACAAAAGGAGAACUCGAGAAGAACCAAGAACAACAGCAGCGCAUAGGAGAGCUCACAUGCGAACUUGAGCUUGCAAAAGGAGAACUCGAGAAGAACCAAGAACAACAGCAGCGCAUAAAGGAGCUCACAUGCGAACUGGAGCUAUCAAAAGGCGAACUCGAGAAGCAAGGGACUGAUACACUCGAACUAGAAGUGGAAGAGGCGAUGAAUAGAAUUCGUGAGAGCACCGAGAUACAUCAACAACUCCGUGAGAAGAACCAAGAACAACAGCAGCGCAUAGAGGAGCUCACAUGCGAACUGGAGCUUGCCUACCAAGAGAUAAAGAACACAGAAGAGCGAAAAAAUGUUGAAAUCAGUGAAGAACUCAAUACUCUGAAGGCAGACCUCGAUAGAGCAAAAUAUGACAAUUUAAAACUCGCUAAUGACCGUAAGGAAGAAAACGAUCGACAAAAUGAAACCAUUCGUACAUUACAAGAAAAGCUGAAGUCGAUAACUUCAAGCCUUGAGGAGACAAAGAAAACAUGUGAUAUCUACGAAGAAGAGGCGAAAAAAAGAGUACAUGAAAGCACCGAGAAACAUCAACAACUCCGCGAGAAGAACCAAGAACAACAGCAGCGCAUAGAGGGGUUGACCUGCGAACUGGAGCUAGCAAAAGGAGAACUCGACAAGAACCAAGAACAACAGCAGCGCAUAGAGGAGCUGACAUGCGAACUGGAGCUUGCAAAAGGAGAACUCGAGAAGAACCAAGAACAACAGCAGCGCAUAAAGGAGUUGACAUGCGAACUGGAGCUUGCAAAAGGAGAACUCGAGAAGUACCAAGAACAACAGCAGCGCAUAAAGGAGUUGACAUGCGAACUGGAGCUUGCAAAAGUAGAACUCGGGAGGAACAAAGAACAGCAACAGCGCAUAGAGGAGUUGACAUGCGAACUGGAGCUUGCAAAAGGAGAACUCGAGAAGAACCAAGAACAACAGCAGCGCAUAAAGGAGUUGACAUGCGAACUGGAGCUUGCAAAAGUAGAACUCGGGAGGAACAAAGAACAGCAACAGCGCAUAGAGGAGUUGACAUGCGAACUGGAGCUUGCAAAAGGAGAACUCGAGAAGAACCAAGAACAACAGCAGCGCAUAGAAGAGCUCACAUGCGAACUGGAGCUAGCAAAAGGAGAACUCGAGAAGCAAGGGGCUGACACACCCGAACUAGAAGUGGAAGAGGCGAGGAAUAGAAUUCGUGAGAGCACCGAGAUACAUCAGCAACUCCGUGAGAAGAACCAAGAACAACAGCAGCGCAUAGAGGAGCUGACAUGCGAACUGGAGCUUGCCUACCAAGAGAUAAAGAACACAGAGGAGCGAAAAAGUGUUGAAAACAGCGAAGAACUCAUCGCCCUGAAGGCAGAUCUCGAAAGAGCAAAAUAUGACAAUUUAAAACUCGCUAAUUACCGUAAAGAAGAAAAUGAUCGACUGAAUGAAACCAUCCGUACAUUACAAGACGAGGUGAAGUCAUUAACGACCAGGCUUGAUGAGACGAAGCAAAAAAGUGAAGAACUUGCUGCAUGUAAAUCUGAACUGAAGAAAGCGAAGGAGGAGAUCGAGAAGGCCUGGACAUUAUACGACAAAGAGAAAGAUCGCCUGGAGAAAAUCAACUGGCAAAUGACAGAUGAGCUUCAGGAGAAAGAAUUAGAAAAUGAUCGCCAAUAUCAAACAAUUAUUGAUUUGAAAGAUGACCUAAAGUCGUUAAUGACAAGGCUUGAGGAGACAAAGCAAAAUCAGAAUGGAAGUGAAGAACUUGCUGCAUGUAGAUCUGAACUGAAGAAAGCGAAGGAGGAGAUCGAGAAGGCCUGGGCAUUGUACGACAAAGAGAAAGAUCGCCUGGAGAAACUCAACUGGCAAAUGACAGAUGAGCUCCAGGAGAAAGAGUUAGAAAAUGAUCGCCAAUAUCAAACAAUUGUUGAUUUGAAAGAUGAGCUGAAGUCAUUGAAAGCAAGCCCUAAGGAGAUAAAGCAAAAUCAGAAUGGAUUAAGUGAAGAACUUGCUGCAUGUAAAUCUGAACUGGAGAAAGCGAAGGAGGAGAUCGAGAAAGCCUGGGCAUUAUACGAUAAAGAGAAAGAUCGCCUGGAAAAAAUCAACUGGCAAAUGACAGAUGAGCUCCAGGAGAAAGAGUUAGAAAAUGAUCGCCAGUAUCAAAAAAUUGUUGAUUUGAAAGAUGAGCUGAAAUCGUUAACUGCAAGCCUUGAAGAGAGGAAGCAAAAUCAGAAUGGUAGUGAAGAACUUGCUACAUGUAGAUCUGAACUGGAGAAAGCAAAGGGGGAGAUCGAGAAGGCCUGGACAUUAUACGACAAAGAGAAAGAUCGCCUGGAAAAACUCAACGGCCAAUUAAUAGACGAGCUGAAGUCUUUAACAUCUGUUCUUGAUGAGAUGAAGAAAGAGUCCGAAAAUGAUGCUCAGUGUCAAAAAAUUCUUGAUUUGAAAGGCAAGCAAGAAGACCUAAGUAUCCAGUUAGCUAACCGUAACAUGCAGAUCAUGGAGCUGCAGUGCACGGCCUACAAACAGGAAGACACCAUCGCACUCUUGAACAGGGAAGUGGAGUACCAGCGGAAACGAGCUGAGAACAUGGCAAAUGAUGCAAAUAAGCUGAGAGAGGAGCGGGAGAGAAAGAAAGAUGCUGCCGCCGCUGACGGAGGAGGGGUCGUGUCUUCUGUCGCUGUCUUCACGCUCAAAGCAAAGGUUAUUGAGCUGGAGAAGAUGGUUGAGAAACUUAAAAAAGAAAAUGAGCACCUAGAGAGAGACAGGGAUCAUCAAGCUCUGUUGAAGACUGACAGGGGACACCAGAUUAGACGCCUCGAGGGAGAGAUCUACCAGUUGCAAGGGAAGCUGCGAAAAUAUCGAGGCGAAAGACCUGUAUUAGAGACGAGCAACAGACUUCAAGAUGUAGCUCAGGAGUCCGAUUUAUCAACAAUCAAGUCCAAAUCCGCACAGGAGCUUGAGGCGGAAAACCGGCGCGCGCAUUCCAGUUGGCUAUCUCCUUCCAAGACCAAGGACUUAAUGGAAAAGGAGUCGCCACUGGAGCAACUCCAAGACCAAUGUAAACAACAAUAGACGGUCUCUGUGGACCCCACUGGAACAAUUCCAAGACCAAUGUAAACAACAAUAGACGGUCUCUGUGGACCCCACUGGAACAAUUCCUAGACCAAUGCAAACAGCAAUCGGCGGUCCCUGGCGAUAACAGUUUUAUUGUAUUUUUGACCACGAAACAGAAGUUGACAUCAGAAGUCUUGUUUUGAAAGAAAUGAAAUCAUGAUUCCUGGAAGAACUAGCUUCCAAGAAAAACAAAGAAACAAUUGUUCAAAGCAUAUUGACAAACAUCUAUUUCAAAUAAGGUUGCACUCGAAGAAUCCUUGUAUCGUAAAUAAAUGGAAUCCUGGUCUCUGAAAACCACUUGAUUUUUAUUCAGGCAUGCAUACACGAAUUCAUUUUUUUACUUGGUUUUGUUUAUCUUCAAUUUUAUUCGCUUAUUUAUUUGAUACCCAUGAAGCACCGCGGGCUACGACAGAUGGAUUCCCUGUAUGGAACCUUAUUCGUUAUAGGUGCAAACAGGACAUAUAUUGUUUUUAAUAAAUAACCCUAUCAAUCA
Molecule: messenger RNA, 7721 nt
Organism: Nematostella vectensis (starlet sea anemone)
Lineage: Eukaryota; Metazoa; Cnidaria; Anthozoa; Actiniaria; Edwardsiidae
Product: kinesin-like protein KIN-7I
Exons: 50
Coding region: 455-7186 (2243 amino acids)
Biological process (GO): microtubule-based movement; mitotic cell cycle
Cellular component (GO): microtubule
Molecular function (GO): ATP binding; plus-end-directed microtubule motor activity; microtubule binding
Source: RefSeq, a predicted model, not a curated record